UGCAUCGGGAAUGAAUUUCAUGAGUAAAGGGACGAUAUUUUCAUUGAGACAGUAACCGUUCAUUUUACAAAGGCUCUACUCAACUACAUCGGCGACAGGAGAAGUGGUUGUUUUGGUGCCAUGCGGGAUUCCAUUUGCCAGCUGCAGCUGAAUCUCCAGCCCUCUGGAUAUGAGCGAUAAUCACCAGCAGAAGUGCGGAUUUGGUGCAUGCCUCGCCAACAUGCGUCAGAAAAAUGGAUCUACGAGUGAGUGCUGUCAAGUAGAGGACCCUGUUAGAAAGAAGCUCUAAAGUUCUGAAAACCUUUUGGACUGUCCUCCUUCAUCCUUACCACUCUCCUUGCCCUGGAUGUCCACCCGUCCCUAAGCCUGCUCCUGGAUAUCUGUUCACUCCACUUCACUCCACCACUGGAAUAGAGGAGACCACACCACUGUGUUUUAUAGCUGUGCCACUCUCAGCUCCUUCUCCAGAGGUUUCAACAAGGCUGCUACGAUGCCAGAGUCCUUACUCCUCCUCCCUGUCAUUGGAGUCUGCCUCCUGCUAGUGUUCAGAGCUGAAGCUGGCCAGAACCCAGACCACGUGCUGCAGGGCACUGGUGUGAAACCUGGAGAGUCCAGGAGGGCGGGAGACGACUCCACCGUGGCUCCAGAGGACGCUGCCCGUUUCCUGAGCUGCUACUGCUCUGGCCACUGCCCAGAGAACGCCAAAAACAACACGUGCGAGACCAAUGGCCAGUGUUUUGCCAUCAUCGAAGAGGACGAACACGGAGAGGCUAUCUUAACCUCCGGCUGCAUGAAAUAUGAGGGCUCACAUUUUCAAUGCAAGGACUCACCCAGAGCACAGACGAGAAGGACCAUUGAAUGCUGCCAGUUUGACUUCUGUAACCGGGAUCUGAGGCCCACAUUGCCACCCAUCAUUGACUCAGGAUCGUAUUUUGACAGCCCCCAUUGGUUGGCCUUUCUCAUAUCAAUGACUGUUUGCUGUUGUACCCUCAUCUGCAUCACUGUUAUCUGUUACUACAGGUAUAAAUGGCAAACGGAGAGACAGCGCUACCACAGAGACUUGGAACAAGAUGAGGCCUUCAUCCCUGCGGGAGAAUCCCUCAAAGACCUCAUCAACCAGUCCCAAACCUCAGGCAGUGGCUCUGGGCUCCCCCUGCUGGUACAGCGCACCAUUGCCAAGCAGAUUCAGACGGUGCGUCUGAUUGGUAAAGGGCGUUACGGAGAGGUGUGGCUUGGCCGGUGGAGGGGUGAGAAGGUGGCCGUUAAAGUGUUCUUCACCCGCGAGGAGGCGAGCUGGUUCAGAGAGACAGAGAUCUACCAGACUGUCCUCAUGAGACAUGAGAACAUACUUGGUUUCAUCGCAGCUGACAUCAACGGCACGGGCACAUCCACCCAGUUGUAUCUGAUCACGGAUUACCAUGAGAACGGUUCUCUGUACGACUACCUGAAGUUCACCACGCUGGACACCGCGGCCCUGCUGCGGCUGGCCUACUCCGCCGCCUGCGGCCUGUGCCACCUGCACACUGAGAUCUACGGCACGCAGGGCAAACCCGCCAUCGCCCACCGCGACCUCAAGAGUAAGAACAUCCUCAUCAAGAAGAACGGCACCUGCUGCAUCGCAGACCUUGGCCUGGCCGUCAAGUUCAACAGUGACACUAAUGAGGUUGAUAUUCCCCUGAGCACUCGUGUGGGAACUCGGCGGUACAUGGCUCCAGAGGUCCUGGAUGAAACGCUGAAUAAGAGUCACUUCCAGGCCUACGUCACGGCUGACAUCUACAGCUACGGUUUAGUCAUAUGGGAAAUGGCCAGACGCUGUGUCACUGGAGGUAUAGCUGAGGAGUAUCAGUUGCCAUACUAUGACAUGGUGCCGUCAGACCCAUCAUAUGAAGACAUGCUGGAGGUGGUGUGCGUCAAAGGCCUGAGGCCAACUGUGUCCAACAGAUGGAACAGUGACGAGUGCCUGAGGGCUAUGUUAAAGCUGAUGUCUGAGUGCUGGGCCCAUAAUCCAGCCUCGCGGCUCACCAUACUCCGGGUGAAGAAGACGCUAGCCAAAAUGGUGGAAUCUCAGGACAUUAAAAUUUGAGGCCCCUCUCACUUACGAGAGCUGUUCUAUGGUCACAAUGCGGCCUCAGCAGGACAGCGAUUGGAGGACAGAAAGACGUGGGCGGGCCUUGGGCCUCAUGGUUUCACGCUGGGCUGUCAUGAAAGGACACUGAGAGCUGCCUCAGGUGUGUUCUUAUAAUAGCACAUUGCAGAAAGCUGUUCCUCCUCCUUGAUCUGUCUUAUCUUGCGGGUAAGACAGGGCUUAUAAAUGCUUUCUGUGAAAGCUAUACUCUUGUAGAUUUGAUAAGAGGACGACGGCGCCUUAUUUAAACAGCAGAAGACAGAAUUUUCCGGAGCACCUCCUGAUUCACCGAUAACUGAUAAACAAGCUACUGCCAUGGCGAAAUUCACUAUCUGCCAGUUUUCUUUGCGUGACCUGUGUGUAUCUUCACCAUUUAUUCAAUUUUUUUUUCUCUCUCUCUUUUUUUCUGUGAGAAAAGCCCUCUUCCUGCCAUACAAGAAAACCUUUUAAAGCAAGG
Chanos chanos (milkfish) is the source of this 2582-nucleotide messenger RNA. RefSeq names its product bone morphogenetic protein receptor, type IAa (gene bmpr1aa). NCBI's taxonomy places the organism in Eukaryota, Metazoa, Chordata, Actinopteri, Gonorynchiformes, Chanidae. Gene Ontology annotation, molecular function: ATP binding; transmembrane receptor protein serine/threonine kinase activity. Gene Ontology annotation, cellular component: plasma membrane; signaling receptor complex. The coding region runs from base 491 to 2083 and encodes 530 amino acids. The record is from RefSeq and is a predicted model, not a curated record. The transcript has 13 exons. Gene Ontology annotation, biological process: cellular response to growth factor stimulus; cell surface receptor protein serine/threonine kinase signaling pathway; protein phosphorylation.